Molecule: messenger RNA, 1951 nt
Organism: Actinia tenebrosa (Australian red waratah sea anemone)
Lineage: Eukaryota; Metazoa; Cnidaria; Anthozoa; Actiniaria; Actiniidae
Source: RefSeq, a predicted model, not a curated record
CUACAUAGUCAACAAUUUAUGAUGGGAUAUCUGUGGAAAGCCACUCUUAAAGUACCGUUCUCCAUUCGUUUCCUAGCGGAUCGCUGCACUAUGUCAAGAAAAAUAAUUAAGAUGGAGCUAAAGCGACGAAGAGGAAAGAUUUACUUUAUUGAGAGGACAAAAAGGACAAAAAUAUCAAGCAAAAUGGUUCAAAUUGAAGGGAGAGCAGCCAAUGAACUGGAAGGAGCUUGGUGUGACAGAAAAAUAUAUCAGAUGGAAGCUUUGACAGUAUAUAUUUGUCACGAACAUCGCUCUAAUGUUAAGCACCAAGUAGAAGCACAAGGAACGUUGUCAAAUCACAUACCUACAAUCAUAAAGAGAAUCCGUGAAAGAAAAUUUGGCAAUGUCCUUUUUAUGCGAAUAAAUUAUAAAGACGGUUAUCUGCUAGAUGGAAAACGGGAUACAAUGGGCUAUUUUCCUACUGAUGGACGAGAGAUUUUCGUACAAGAAUCUGACAGCCAUGCACAAUUCGUGAAGGACCGAGCAGUAACAUUAAGUCCCCCUACUGAACUACAGAUGUACCAAAUUUCUAUACAAGAAUCAAGCAGCCAUGCUCAAUCUGUUCAGAAGCAAGGAGUAACAUUGAGUCCCCCUACUGAACUACAGGUGUACCAAAUUCCUGUAAAAGAAUCUAGUAGCCAUGCACAAUCCGUGCAGGAGCGAGCAGUAACAUUAAAUGCCCCUACCGAGGCCAGGCUGUACCAAAUUCCUGCACAAGAAUCUAGUAGCCAUGCACAAUCCGUGCAGGAGCGAACAGUAACAUUAAAUGCCCUUACCGAGGUCAGGCUGUACCAAAUUCCUGUACAAGAAUCUAGCAGCCAUGCACAACCUGUGCAGGAGCGAGCAGCAACAUUAAAUGCCCCUACCGAGGCCAGGCUGUACCAAAUUCCUGUACAAGAAUCUAGCAGCCAUGCGCAACCUAUGCAGGAGCGAGCAGUAACAUUAAGGAACUCUAUCGAGCAAGAUGAACGUGCUUAUGUACUUGGUGCACGAGAAAUAUAUCUGUACCGAACUCCUGUACAAGAAUCUAGUAGCCAUGCACAAUCCGUGCAGGAGCGAGCAGCAACAUUAAAUGGCCCUACCGAGGUCAGGCUGUACCGAACUCCUGUACAAGAAUCUAGCAGCCAUGCACAACCUGUGCAGGAGCGAGCAGCAACAUUAAGGGUUCCUAUUGAGCAUGAUGAAUACCAAUAUCUACUGGGUGCAAGAGAGAGACAUAGGAACCGAACUCCUAUGCAAGAAUCAAGUAGCCAAGCCCAAUUCGUGAGGGAGGAAGCAGUAGCAGUAAGGGCCCCUAUUGAGCAUGAUGAACAUCAAUGUCUACUGGUUGCAAGAGAGAGACUUCGGUACCGAACCCCUAUGCAAGAAUCACGUAGCCAAGCCCAAUUCAUGAGGGAGGAAGCAGUGACAAUAAGGGUCCCUACUGAACAUGAUGAACAUCUUUGUCGCCCAGUUUAAUGGAGAGGCGAUCGCACUAAAUUUACAAUCUCAUGCAAAGAAAAACGUGCCGCGUAUUAUUUUGGGAUAUCGCCCCUCCCCAUCAGUAAUGUUGUUUGGCAUGCAUUUUACUAGCCAACCGCUUCAUACGCUUAAUAGACCAACAUUGCUAGUAGGGAUGGGGAAGGGGGAGGAUGGAAAUUGGCACUUCCUUUUUAAAAGUAAUAGCUAUCUUGUAUGAAAUAAGUAGACCAGCUCAGCACCACUAAGCAAACAACUUUUAAUUGAAUAGAGACAACGAAUCUAAACUAAAGACAUAAGAAACUUCGUAGAUAGGCUAAGAUGAUAUAGAAACAAAGAAUGAAGUGAACCAAUCUUAGAAAAAUGUAUUACGAAUUGUUUUGGCUCUUUUUUUAGUUCUUUAUAAAAAAACAUAAUUACGUAUAUCAAUAAACAGCCAUGAUCGAUUAUGAAA